GCACCAGUUGUAACUGAGCGCACCACUGUAGUGGUAGUUGUGUAGCAAAGUGGUCUUUUUCCUUGUCAUGAUGGCGAGGUGGAGUGUGUGUCGCCGGCCUGUGAUGCUGCCUCUGUCCAAGAUGGACGAGCCGACUCCAGCAAGAGUACGCUGCAGCAGCAGCAUGCCUGUUAUCAGACAGGCGUAUUCAGAGAGCAGCAGCAUUGUUCGGCCUUUCGGUGAGAUUCCUGGACUUUGGAAGAACGGGGUGUCUAACUUGUACAAUUUUUGGAAACUGGAUGGCUUCAAAAACCUUCAUCGCAUUAUGGUGCAGAACUUCAACACUUUUGGACCCAUUUACAGAGAAAAAAUAGGUUAUUAUGAAAGUGUAAAUAUCAUCAAUCCUGAAGAUGCUGCCAUCCUGUUCAAAGCAGAGGGCCACUAUCCUAAACGGCUGAGAGUUGAAGCGUGGACAUCAUACAGAGACUACAGGAAUCGCAAAUAUGGAGUUUUACUCAAGGAUGGAGAGGACUGGAGAUCAAACCGUGUCAUUCUCAACAAGGAAGUGAUUUCUCCUAAGGUCCUGGAAAACUUUGUGCCACUCCUGGAGGAAGUGGGCGAGGACUUCGUGGCCAGAGUACACAAAAAGAUACAGAGAAGCGGGCAGAACAAAUGGACCGCUGACCUCUCCCAAGAGCUCUUUAAAUAUGCACUGGAGUCGGUGGGUUCAGUGCUAUAUGGGGAGCGUCUUGGUUUGAUGCUGGACUACAUUGACCCUGAAGCACAACGUUUCAUUGACUGCAUCACCCUCAUGUUUAAGACCACCUCGCCCAUGCUGUACAUUCCUCCUGCUCUGCUGAGGCAGGUUGGUGCGAAGGUGUGGCGAGACCAUGUAGAGGCCUGGGAUGGGAUAUUUAACCAAGCGGAUCGCUGCAUCCAGAACAUCUACAGGCAGCUACGCAAGGAGACCAGCACCCCGAACAAGUACCCAGGAGUCCUUGCUAGUCUGCUAAUGCUGGAUAAGCUGUCCAUUGAAGACAUCAAGGCCAGCAUCACUGAGCUAAUGGCUGGAGGAGUAGAUACAACUUCCAUCACACUACUGUGGACAUUGUACGAAUUAGCAAGACACCCUAACCUCCAGGAGGAGCUGAGAGCAGAGGUGGCUGCAGCUCGGGAAGAGAGUCAGGGAGACAUGCUGGAGAUGUUGAAGCGGAUACCACUGGUGAAAGGAGCUUUGAAGGAAACACUUAGGUUACACCCUGUUGCUGUGAGCUUGCAAAGAUACAUCUCGGAAGAUAUCAUCAUCCAAAAUUACCACAUCCCAUCAGGAACCCUGGUACAGUUAGGACUGUAUGCCAUGGGCAGAGACCCCAAAGUGUUCUUUCACCCGGAGCACUAUCAGCCCUCCCGCUGGCUGAGGACAGAGACACACUACUUCAGGAGCCUGGGUUUCGGCUUUGGCCCCCGUCAGUGUUUAGGACGCAGGAUAGCUGAGACGGAGAUGCAAAUCUUUCUAAUCCAUAUGCUUGAGAACUUCAGAGUGGAGAAACAGCGUCAUGUGGAGGUGCAGAGUACCUUUGAGCUUAUUCUCUUACCAGAGAAGCCUAUCAUCUUGACUUUGAAGCCUCUACAUACCAACCGAUAACACUGAGUGUCAGAGUUAACUGCCCUUAAUUUGUACCUAACACUUCAUAAAAUAUUCCAACCUUACUGUAGACUCUGUUAGAGUGAAAACAUGAGGAAGGUAAAAGUAAGAGAAGUGCACAAACAAAUUACCUCACAUAUUUCAUAACUAGCAAACAGAAUAAUUAUAUGUGGUGUAUAUUAACAAAUCAUAGUAGUGAUGAUGGAAAUGUGUAGUCUGUGUGUAAAACAUGAGGAAAGCCUUGAAUGUACAGAGCCCAUUACUUGGUUGCAUUUUAGAAAACCUCCUGUAUCAAUAUAAACCAGUGAGGAAUAAAACUGCACAACUUCAAUAUAUGUUCUGUGAUGUAUCAUUUUAUUAAACACAUUAUUGAAAAACA
Molecule: messenger RNA, 2003 nt
Organism: Notolabrus celidotus (New Zealand spotty)
Lineage: Eukaryota; Metazoa; Chordata; Actinopteri; Labriformes; Labridae
Product: cholesterol side-chain cleavage enzyme, mitochondrial
Exons: 9
Coding region: 68-1624 (518 amino acids)
Biological process (GO): cholesterol metabolic process; cellular response to peptide hormone stimulus; cortisol metabolic process
Cellular component (GO): mitochondrial inner membrane
Molecular function (GO): heme binding; oxidoreductase activity, acting on paired donors, with incorporation or reduction of molecular oxygen; iron ion binding
Source: RefSeq, a predicted model, not a curated record